Fibroporia radiculosa is the source of this 1023-nucleotide messenger RNA. RefSeq lists its product as uncharacterized. Gene Ontology annotation, molecular function: ornithine carbamoyltransferase activity; amino acid binding. Gene Ontology annotation, cellular component: mitochondrion. Gene Ontology annotation, biological process: L-citrulline biosynthetic process. Bases 1 to 1023 code for a protein of 340 amino acids. Lineage: Eukaryota; Fungi; Basidiomycota; Agaricomycetes; Polyporales; Fibroporiaceae. The record is from RefSeq and is a predicted model, not a curated record. The transcript is spliced from 4 exons.
AUGAACCAGGGUCGAAGGUACAUCCCUCGGCUGCUGACUUUGGCCGACCUCUCUACCCACCAAAUCAACCGGCUUGUUGCGCAUGCAUACCAUCUCAAGCAAGUGUCUCGCCCAUGGGUCAGUCCUCGUUUCAGCGAACAGCCGCGAAGGCCAGGGGUUUCGCCUACUCUCCUCAAUAAAACUAUCGCUCUCCUGUUCUCGAAGCGUAGCACUCGCACUCGCAUAUCCGCUGAGACCUCGGCUGUCCUUCUUGGUGGGCGUGCACUCUUCUUAGGAAAUGACGACAUUCAACUGGGCGUGAAUGAGAGUCUUCGAGACACGGCGCGGGUGAUCAGUGGAAUGUGCCAGGGAAUUUUUGCGCGUGUUGGAGACCAUUCGGAGAUCGAGGAAUUGGCCCUUCAUUCAAUAGUCCCGGUCAUAAAUGCCCUCUCGUCUCUCUGGCAUCCUACUCAAGUCCUUGCGGAUUUACUGACCCUGCACGAGAAUGCGUUCUUCACCUCAAUUCACCCAGACCCCAUGAUGUCCCCCGACCUUGUGCAGAAGUUGCGCCCUCUGCGUCCUUUGACGGUUGCAUAUGUUGGAGAUUCUGCCAACGUAUUGCAUGAUAUGCUGGUAACGUAUCCUCGGUUGGGUCACCAACUGCGCAUCGCCAGCCCGGAAAAUGAGCGAUAUCGAGCUCCGAAACCUGUUUGGGAUAGGGUUUUAGAACUCGGGUGCGACAAGAAUAUUCUAUGGACAAAAGACCCUCUUGAAGCGGUGAAAGGCGCGGAUUUGGUUGUCACUGACACCUGGAUUUCUAUGGGUCAGGAGGCUGAGAAAGAACAGCGUAUCAAGGAUUUUCAAGGGUAUCAAAUAACGGAGCAGCUCUGCCGGGAGGGAGGGGCGAAUAGCGACUGGAAAUUCAUGCACUGUCUUCCUCGGAAGUCUCAUGAGGUCGACGAUGAGGUCUUCUAUGGCCCUCGAUCAUUAGUAUUCGAAGAAUCUGACAAUAGGAAGUGGACCAUCAUGGCUCUAUUUGAGUAG